CGACGUUAACAGGUAGCCAAAGGGAAUUGACAGCGCUGAUUGAUUUGUUAUUGAUAUCCAAGAAACCCAGAAUACCAUUGAAAGUCAUCGAUCUGGAAGGAGGGUAUCUUUCUCACGGAUUUGAUGGAUGUUUGAACGGUUGGUGAUGCCCAUUUAUAUCAUCGACCGCAAAUUUCCAGAGACACCUGGUGAGUUUCUACAGGCUGCCCCAGAGGGACAGCAGACCAUGGCUGACAACAACACUCAGAAAAAAAAGCCCCGCUGGACGUCACUGGAGAUAGGUCUCCUGACAAUUGUAUCUUUACUAUUUUUCAUUAUUGUGGCCCUAAUCCUCCUCUUCGUCACACAGAGUGGCAAAAAUGGAGUCUGUAUAACCGCUGACUGCACACAGUCAGCAUCCCGUCUUAUUGAGAACAUGGAUCCAACGGUGAACCCCUGUGACAACUUCUAUCAGUACGCCUGUGGUGGCUGGCUAAAGAAGAACAUCAUACCUGAGACCAGUUCACGUUACAGUACCUUUGACAUCCUCAGAGAUGAACUGGAGGUGGUACUCAAAGGAGUGCUAGAGAAAGAAGAGAGUGGAAGCAGUAGUUCACUGACCAAAGCCAACAUUCUCUAUAAGUCUUGCACCAAUGAAAGCCUCAUUGAACAGAGAGGUGGGACACCUCUCCUCACAAUGCUGCCAGAUGUCUUUGAGUGGCCUAUAGCAACAGAUGAUUGGGACACCACCUACGGAAUGAAUUGGACAGCAGAAGAUGCCAUAGCCAAACUUAAUGAGAAAUAUGGAAAGCAAGUCCUAAUUAGCUUUUUUAUUGGUACAGAUGACCGAGACUCCAAUGCACACAUCCUUCAUUUCGACCAGCCAAGUCUUGGCCUCUCCUCAAGAGACUACUAUGUGUGCACUGGGCCAUACGAGGAGGCCUGUGUGACAUAUGAGAACUUCAUGACUGACUUGGCAAAGCUUAUCCAAACUGACCGGGGUCUGAAGGUUAAUGACUCUAAUAUCAAGCAAGAGGUUGCCCGGGUAAUGAUGAUGGAAAAGGAAAUUGCUAAUGCCACAGACACACCAGAGGACAGAAACAACCCGGUUCUGCUUUAUAACAAGGUGCCUCUGGAGACCCUGAACAACAACUUCACCCUGGACUUUGAUUCCAGGGUGUUCAACUGGACGCUCUUUACUAACAAGAUCAUGGAUACAGUUGGUGUUCCUAUUAUAGACAGUGAGGAGGUUAUUGUGUACGCCCCAAAUUACUUUAAGAGGCUCAACCCUGUUCUUGCCAAGUACACAAAGAGGGACAUACAGAACUACCUGGUGUGGCGUUUUGUUAUGAAUCUGGUGGUUGGUUUAAGCAGGCAAUACAGGGAAACCAGAAAAGCUUUCAGAAAGGCUAUCUAUGGUACUACAUCUGAAGCAGCAGUUUGGAGACAGUGUGCCAUCUAUGUGAACAACAACAUGGAGAAUGCUGUGGGGAGAUUGUACGUGGAGCAAGCCUUUGCUGGAGAUAGCAAAGAUAUGUCCUGUGUGGGAUGA
Rhinichthys klamathensis goyatoka is the source of this 1531-nucleotide messenger RNA. RefSeq names its product neprilysin-like. Bases 128 to 1531 code for a protein of 467 amino acids. The transcript is spliced from 14 exons. Gene Ontology annotation, cellular component: plasma membrane. Gene Ontology annotation, biological process: protein processing; amyloid-beta clearance. Gene Ontology annotation, molecular function: metalloendopeptidase activity. The record is from RefSeq and is a predicted model, not a curated record. NCBI's taxonomy places the organism in Eukaryota, Metazoa, Chordata, Actinopteri, Cypriniformes, Leuciscidae.